Messenger RNA from Chrysochloris asiatica (Cape golden mole), 1479 nucleotides. It is a transcript of the gene HAPLN2, whose product is annotated as hyaluronan and proteoglycan link protein 2. The coding region runs from base 413 to 1438 and encodes 341 amino acids. Gene Ontology annotation, biological process: cell adhesion. The record is from RefSeq and is a predicted model, not a curated record. Lineage: Eukaryota; Metazoa; Chordata; Mammalia; Afrosoricida; Chrysochloridae. Gene Ontology annotation, molecular function: hyaluronic acid binding. The transcript is spliced from 7 exons.
UUGUCAUUACCCAUGGGAUAAAGAAAGGGGCCCUGUUAUUCAACAAUAGGGGAAAAGAUGGAGACAAUGGGAAAUUGUUCUUCCAAUGGGGUGGGGACAGAGCAGGAAAGGACAGACAGACAGACAGACAGACAGGGGGCUGGGCAGAAGGGGUCAAGUUUCUUGAAGCAGCUGGAGGUCCUGGAAAUCUGGUUCCCACUUUGAGAGCUUCUUCCUAUAGGCAAUGCGCCCUCAGACACCGGAAGGCAGAGGUCUUCAAGUCCUGGGCCUUUAAGGUGCUUGGAUCUCUCAGGAGCCCAGGCAACACCUUCAUCCAGAACCUCAACUGGGACCAAAAGCUGCAAGUCAUUGCUGACUCUGCCUCUGUGAAGAGACCAACUUCUAACAGACAGUGUUGGACUGAAUCCCCAUCAUGCCAGGCUGGCUCACCCUUCCCGCACUCUGCAGCUUCCUUUUCCCUUGGUCCUUCACCAUCUUCCAUAAAGCCCUGGGGGAGCCAGCGCCCCACCCUGGCCCCCACUACCUCCUGCCCCCCAUCCACGAGGUCAUUCACUCUCGUCGUGGGGCCACGGCCACGCUACCCUGCGUCCUGGGCGCCCCGCCCCCCAGCUACAAGGUGCGCUGGAGUAAGGUGGAGCCCGGAGAGCUCCGAGAAACACCGAUCCUCAUCACCAACGGACUCCACGCUCGCGGCUACGGACCCCUGGGGGUACGUGCGAGGAUGAGGAAGGGGCAUCGGCUAGACGCUUCCCUGGUCAUUGCCGGCGUGCGCCUGGAGGAUGAGGGCCGGUACCGCUGCGAGCUCAUCAAUGGCAUUGAGGACGAGAGCGUGGCGCUGACCCUGCGCCUGGAGGGUGUCGUGUUUCCGUACCAGCCCAGCCGGGGCCGGUACCAGUUCAAUUACUACGAGGCCAAGCAGGCGUGUGAGGAUCAGGAUGGCCGCCUGGCCACCUACGCGCAGCUGUACCAGGCGUGGACCGAGGGUCUGGACUGGUGUAACGCUGGCUGGCUGCUUGACGGCUCCGUACGCUACCCUGUGCUCACGGCGCGUACUCCUUGCGGCGGCCGGGGACGGCCAGGCAUCCGCAGCUAUGGAUCCCGCGACUGGAAGCGCGACCACUACGACGCUUUCUGCUUCUCCUCUGCGCUGGCUGGCCAUGUCUUCUUCGUUCCCGGACGCCUGACGCUAUCCGAUGCCCACGAGGCGUGCGGGCGGCGCGGGGCUGUGGUGGCUAAGGUUGGGCACCUCUACGCCGCUUGGAAGUUCUCAGGACUGGACCAGUGCGACGGCGGCUGGCUGGCGGACGGCAGCGUACGCUUCCCUAUCACUACACCACGGCCGCGCUGCGGGGGCCUCCCGGAUCCCGGGGUGCGCAGCUUCGGCUUCCCCAGCCCCCAACAGGCAGCCUAUGGGACCUACUGCUAUGCCGAGAAGUAGAGACCCAGCGCCUGCGACAAAACCUGGGAGUCGUGGCAGGG